Drosophila ficusphila is the source of this 821-nucleotide messenger RNA. Its product is annotated as Golgi-associated plant pathogenesis-related protein 1-like. Bases 49 to 609 code for a protein of 186 amino acids. The record is from RefSeq and is a predicted model, not a curated record. Lineage: Eukaryota; Metazoa; Arthropoda; Insecta; Diptera; Drosophilidae. The transcript has 4 exons.
CUGAGACUUGUCAAAGUAUUCAUACUUACUUUGUGCAUAACACUAGAAAUGGCUUUGGUGAACACAUUACUAGUUCUGGCUUUCUGUUGGCUCUUGGUAGUCGACGCCAGCCCCAAGUCGAAAGCCCUUGACAGGCACAACGAGUUGAGGGAAAAACACGGCUGUCCGGCACUGGAACUGGACGACGAGCUAACCCGUGAUUGUGAGAACUAUGCUAGAGAGCUUACGAGCAUGGGAGAAAUUAAACAUUCAAUUGCUAAUGGAUUAUACUCCGAAAACUUGUGCUAUCGGUCUAAAGAUCCCCAUAAAUGUGUUCAAGAUUGGUACGAUGAAAUCAAAGAUUAUGAUUUUAGCAAGCCUGGUUAUAAAAAGAUAACAGGACAUUUUACCGCCAUGGUGUGGAAAAAAGCCAAGAAAAUGGGUUUUGGCCAAGCCAAAGAUGAAAAAGGAAGCUUCUACGUAGUAGCGCGGUAUUCGCCACAAGGAAAUGUAGAAGGGGAGUUCAAAGAAAAUGUCCCGAAACCGAAGGAUGGAAAGAAUAACUCCAAUCUACCUCAAGUCGAUGCCAUUCUCGUCAUACUUGCGUUCUGCCUGCACUUCAGGAUUUGAGGCCCCUUGUGCCGUGCUCUUCUCGAGCCAUUUUCGGUUGUAAAUUUUUAGUAUAUUUAAAAAUGAUCCAUAUAUAUCUCAGUAAAAAUGUUUCGGCUUCUAAAAUAGUUGUUGUCUCGUAAAGAAUACUUUACAUUGAAAUGGGGACGUUUUGAGUUAUGCCUAAUAAACUCGCAGCAAACUAAAUAAAAUACGACAAAUUAUUCAGCGAA